Messenger RNA from Cebus imitator (Panamanian white-faced capuchin), 2064 nucleotides. It is a transcript of the gene SKA1, whose product is annotated as spindle and kinetochore associated complex subunit 1. NCBI's taxonomy places the organism in Eukaryota, Metazoa, Chordata, Mammalia, Primates, Cebidae. Gene Ontology annotation, cellular component: spindle microtubule; mitotic spindle; outer kinetochore. Gene Ontology annotation, biological process: cell division; chromosome segregation; mitotic cell cycle. Gene Ontology annotation, molecular function: microtubule binding. The coding region runs from base 1200 to 1967 and encodes 255 amino acids. The transcript has 7 exons. The record is from RefSeq and is a predicted model, not a curated record.
CUGUUUCACUGUUUUGUCCAGGCUGGUAUCAAAAUCCUGAGCUCAAGCAAUCUGCGGGUAGGGCUUUUUCUUAUUGUUACUCUCUGUAUUGAUUUGUUCAGGUUGCCAUAAUAAAGUACCACAAACUGAGUGGCUUCUUACACAACAUAAAUUGAUUGUCCAUAGUGCUGGAGGUGAGAAGUCUGAAAUCAAGGUAUUGGCAGGGUUUGUUACCUGUGAGGGGAAGAUCUGCUCCUAGCCACUCUCCUUGGCUUGCAGAUGCCCAUCUUCUCCCUGCUUGUUCACAUAAUCAUCCUGUGCAUGUCUUCAUGUCCAAAUUUCCUCUUUUUUAUAAAGAAAAUAGUCAUAUUGGUUUAGGGCCCAGCUAAUGACCUCGUCUUAACUUGAUUACCUCUGUAAAGACCCUAUCUCCAAAUAAGAUCAUAUUCUGAGGUACUGGGGGUUAGGACUUUGAAAUACGAAUGGGGGUGAGCACAAUUCAACUCCUGACACCCCUCUUCGUGUUACAUUUCAGUAGAAGACCAGUGAGCCUCAGGUAGGAACCUGGAAAGCCCUACUGUCUUGUUUCCUUCCAUCUUCCUUUUCUUUUUUCCUCAAUGGCUUUCAACUCUGAUGCACAUUAGAAUUAUCCAAGCAGUUUUUUAAAUUUCUGAUUCUGAACUCCACCCCUAGACCAACUAAAUCAGAAGAAAACUUGCAGGGAAACCUAAUCCAAGAAGGGAUUAAGGAAGGCUUCUGAUGGGAAGGGAUUCGUUUGCUAAAUUUUGAAAAAUGAAUGGGUGACUGAGAUAGAGAAUAAUGAGGGGUGUAGAGAGAAGAACAUCAUGACCAAAGAUUUAGUGGUGUCAGACAACAUGGGUGGGCUGGCAAGGCUUGUGUGUGUCCUGAUGGCACAGGGAGGAAUGCAGGUCACACACAGGGUCACAGGAGCAACCCUACAGGCAGCUGUUGCUGUGAGAUAAACGUCCGUCCACACAGGAGGUGCUGAAAGAUAAAGCUGCCAAGGCAGGCAGGGGCCAAAUGAAGAGGGGAUGUGUGCCUCACGCAAAGGGGCCUGGGCUUCCACAUCAGUGUUUCAGAAACGGAGUUGCCAUCAUCCUGGAGCUCACUCCUGACUGUCAUGUCAGGUAUGGCUGCACUCCUGUCAACUGCAUUACCAUCUGAUUCUACUUUCAUAAGCAAUGACAAAGGCUUAAAGGAUGGCCUCCUCAGAUCUGGAACUGUUAUGCUCUCAUGUUAAUGAAAAGAUUGGCAAUAUUAAGAAAACCUUGUCAUUAAGAAACUGUGGCCAGGAACCUACCUUGAAGACUAUGUUAAAUAAAAUAGGAGAUGAGAUCAUUGUAGUAAAUGAACUUCUAAAUCAAUUGGAAUUGGAAAUUCAGCAUCAAGAACAAACCAACAAUUCACUCAAGGAACUCUGUGAAUCCCUUGAAGAAGAUUACAAAGACGUAGAACAUCUUAAAGAAAACAUUCCUUCCCAUUUGCCACAAGUAAGAGUCACCCAGAGCUGUGUUAAGGGAUCAGAUCUUGAUCCUGAAGAACCAGACAAAGCUGUGGAACCUGAACCCAUAAAGAAGCCCCCCAAAGAACAAAGAAGUAUUAAGGAAAUGCCAUUUAUAACUUGUGACGAGUUCAAUGGUGUGCCUUCGUACAUGAAAUCCCGCUUAACCUAUGGUCAAAUUAAUGAUGUUAUUAAAGAAAUCAACAAGGCAGUAAUUAGUAAAUAUAAAAUCCUGUAUCAACCAAAAAAGUCUAUGAAUUCUGUGGCCAGAAAUCUCUAUCACAGAUUUAUUAAUGAAGAAACAAAGGAUACCAAAGGUCGUUAUUUUAUAGUGGAAGCUGACAUAAAGGAGUUCACGACUUUGAAAGUUGACAAAAAGUUUCAUGUGAUACUGAGUAUUUUACGACACUGCCGGAGACUAUCAGAGGUCCGAGGGGGAGGACUUACUCGUUAUGUUAUAACCUGAGUCCCUUGUAAACUUUUGAAUGGGCCAACAGUAGGGUAUAGAGGCCAUUUCUAUAUAUGAUUUCUUUAGCUUUUUUUUUUUUUUUUUUUUUUUUUUU